Messenger RNA from Paramecium pentaurelia, 730 nucleotides. The record is from the annotation of a GenBank genome assembly. NCBI's taxonomy places the organism in Eukaryota, Ciliophora, Oligohymenophorea, Peniculida, Parameciidae.
UAAUGAAAAGAUAGUCCCCAGAGAGUUCUGCAACGAUAAAAAAACAAAUCCAUAAGAGAUUAUAGAAACGAUAGACAAUUAGGGAACUUUACUAAUAAAAGGCAUGGAAAACAUUAGUCAAAGUUGGAUCAUAAACUAAAGGGUUAUAUGAAGAAUAUGACACAAUUAAGGUUCAAGGGUAAGUAUUGAGUGUUGGGGAUUCAGUUUUAAUUAAUAGUGGAGAUCAACAUGAUGAGGAUUAUGUUGGAACCUUAAAAUAAAUUAUAUCAAUAAAAGAGCCAACAACAACGAAAUUGAUAUGUUUGUGUAAAAUUUAAUGGUAUAUGAGAAAAAGUGAGAUCAUCAAAUCUAAGCCAAAAUGUUCAGAAUGGAUUUCUGAACAAGAAUUAUUUUUAACUAACCAUUAAGAGUAUAUUUUAGCCUAGAGUAUAAUUGCUAGCUGUAAAAUAUUGAGCUGCAAUGAAUAUUAAGAGUUAGAUGAAAUAGAAUCCACUAUUUAUUUUAAUAGAUUAGAAUGGGAUCUUUAGAAAAAAUAAUUUGGUAAUAUGGAUUCAGUCUAAUAAUUUUGCUUUUGCUCUUAACCGGUGAAUCCCGAUAGACAAUAUAUACAAGUAUAUCAUAAUAUCAUUUUAAGUGUGAUUCAUGUAAGAAUUGGUACCAUUUCGAAUGUGUAGGUAUAAAAAAUGGCAAAUACCUUCAAAACGAAUUCCAUUGCAGUAAGUGUUAAUGA